AUGGGGCGAGACGUGGUUAAAGCAAAGGGGAAAGGAAAGCGGGGCGCGAGAGGACGGCCCAGAAGUAGAUCAAGAAGUGCUUCAAAAGGCAGAUCAAGAAGUGCUUCAAAAGGCAGAUCAAGAAGUGCUUCAAAAGGUGGAUCAAGGCGAAAGUCGAGAAGCGGAUCAAGGCGAAAGUCGAGAAGCCGAUCAAGAGGGCGCCCCGUGGCUAUUACGCGGCAGAGCGCGGAUAGGUCAAGAGGAAAUUCUGUGGCCGAAUCGAGACGGAAUUUUGACAACGCAUCCUACCUUUUUCCGCUCCGACUACUGGUGGAAGGGGAGGCGUGUCUCAUUGAUCCGCAUAUUUUUGAGUUGGAGAUCACGCUUUACAGGCCAACACCUGAAGAGGGUAAGACGCCCCUUUUCUUUGAUACUACCGCAUGCCUUUUCAGCGAUCAUGGUGGUCAGACAGAUUAUGUGGGUAUCGGACGCGCGACGACGAACAACAAGGGUCUUUCACAUAUUCCGCAUGCCGUGGUUACGGUCGACGCAGAUUCGGUGGGUUCCAGGAAUUUUUUGGAACCUGCAGGAGGACCUAGUGUAAUAGCUGGGGACGGUGUUAGCGUGAACUUGAAAAGACUGACAAUGUGGGCUGGAUUUUCUUUAUCUACCACGCUUUUUACAGGAGAUACAAACCUUAGUGAUGUAGUCGAUGCAUAUUAUGCUGUGAAGAAGCCUAAAGCUAAGAUACCAUUAGCAGUUGUUCCCAUCACUGUGUCGAAUCCUUCUCACAACUCAUGCGUGACGUUAAUGGUGCGUAAGAUGAAGGGAAAUGCCAAGACUGUUUGGGAGCUUGUCCGAAUUGGUGAAACAUUUUCCCAGCAGGAUGUCAAGGGAGUUUUGGCCACUUUGCAAAAGCGGGGUCUGCUGAGUCCCACCGGUUACCGUUUGCUUCCCUAUCAUGGGCCAGAUUGCAGCUCUGAGGUCGGCAACGAAGACAGUUUCUCCUUUGAUGAUGAAGAGGAGGAGGAGGAGGAAGAUGAUGCUGAUGCCGUUUGUAGCUCUGUUGGUGACGAGGGCGAAAAAUUUGAAAAUCUGCUGGCGAACGUGCCACCUGUGACGCGUGAAGGGAGACGUCAAUACAGCGUUGGCCGUUCCAUAGUAAAUACUGUGCUUGAGACGGCUGACAGCUCAGAUGAAGAUGAGGUCUUGGAGGAUGCUCUUCGGGCAGUUGUCCCGCGUUAUACCAGUCUCUGUCCUGUACGUUAUGAGGAUAAGACAUACAAUGUGGGUUCUCGCGAUGAGGCACUUGCGCAGCACUACGUGAGCCAUAGAGAGAAGUAUGGCUUAGAAACUGCCGAAUCCCAAUCGGGGAAAGGGUUUGGCUUGUCCCCUGUAUUUACGCCCUUCGUCGGAACUUUGCAGCGAUUAUCAUUUGGCAAAACUGGAAUUGCGAGACCUAGCGCACCGACUGAGCUUUUGACAACGAUUCCGUCUGUGUUGUGUCGCCGGAGCGGAAAUGGGAGGCGUGGACGUUCUUCCAUAAGUUCACGCGGGCUUUCCUUGUUCCGCAGUCGCUCCAAGUCGCUUCGGGGUCGCAAGAGAAAAGGAAAGGGAAAGGGGCGGCGCAGCCGCAGCAGAAAAUCUCGCUCUCGUGGCUCCAGUUCUAAACGCCGGAAAAGCCGCGGAGGCCGAGCGCGAUCGGGUUCGUCCGGCCGGCGAAAGUCACGGAGUGGGAGCGCAAAAUUGAAGUUGGAAACCGCCGACGCCCAGAAUGGAGGCGGAGAGGAGGGGUGA
Messenger RNA from Trypanosoma conorhini, 1776 nucleotides. RefSeq lists its product as uncharacterized. The coding region runs from base 1 to 1776 and encodes 591 amino acids. NCBI's taxonomy places the organism in Eukaryota, Euglenozoa, Kinetoplastea, Trypanosomatida, Trypanosomatidae. The transcript has a single exon. The record is from RefSeq and is a predicted model, not a curated record.